Molecule: messenger RNA, 654 nt
Organism: Penicillium hordei
Lineage: Eukaryota; Fungi; Ascomycota; Eurotiomycetes; Eurotiales; Aspergillaceae
Exons: 1
Coding region: 1-654 (217 amino acids)
Source: RefSeq, a predicted model, not a curated record
AUGAGCAUGGUGGACGAUGCCAUUCGCGUCAUCUGGGAGAAAGAGCAAAAUCGCAUUAUCAACUUCGACCAUUAUUCCAGUUCAGUGUGGCAAUCGAUUAACGUCGAAUAUCGCUCCAUGGGCGGAGGGGCACAGUACGAUGUCUCGUUCGAGGUCGCCCAGGAUGUCGUCGAUACCAUCAAAUCAAUCACGGAACAGUGUGGACCAUUCACCAACCCUCAGACACGUUUCAAUGGGCUCUCUGUUCUACGCAAAAUUGGUAAGACGAUUACGCUUUCUUCCAACGAUACACUGGGCCAUGAGGUGCAAAAGCGGUUCCAAUGGGAUACCUCUGUUGUGGAAGGCAUGUUGGAAAUCCUCGAGAUCAGAGAGAAUGAAGCGAGUCCAGAAUCGUUGUGGCCAAAGUUACAGGAGUUGGAAGAGUUGUCCAGUGAUCAUUGUAUUUAUCCUGGACUAGAAGCAGUGUUGGGUCGACUGGACCCUGAUGGUCAUUGGGAUGAGGAAGAAUGGGAUGAAGAGGAACAUGAAGAGGCAUAUGAGGACGAGGAGAAUGAGGACGAAGAGGAACAUGAAGAGUUAUAUGAAGAGGCAUAUGAGGAGGAGGACGAAGAGAACGAGGAUGGUGUUCAUCAAGCACAUCCAUGGGAUCUUUGA